UCAUUUUACAGUUCUCCCAGUAGGUGACGCCCUCCGCUAACAUGGGAUGUGGCGCGCGAUGGGGAGGCACCAUUGAGUUGAACCUAACGAUCAUCAUUUCGUCAUCAUUUGUAACCAUAGAGCAUGAAUUACCUCUUGAAGUCAUCAGAGAGAAUUUACGACUGGUCAACAAAGGCACGUGAUGCCCUAACGCUCUCCCAUAUUUGGCCGCAUACAUGGCAAAAACGAAGUACAGUGCAUUGCUAUAAUUCAUUAUUACAUCAUAAAUUGUGCGGCGCUGGAUUUUAACGACCAAGAUCUACAAAUCAAGACAUUUUAAAACAUCCAAAUGAGCUCUUAUUUUCUAAACUCGUUCUCAGGGCGCUAUCCAAAUGGGUCUGACUAUCAGUUACUAAAUUAUGGUACUAACGGCGCUAUGAACGCUUCUUACAGGGACUCCACCAGCAUGCAUUCCGGGUCUUUCGGUUACAACUACAAUGGAAUAGACCUUAGUGUAAACCGUCCCAACAAUGGCCAUUUCGGAGCAGUUGGAGAUAAUUCUCGCGCUUUCCAAAAUCCGGGUCAGGAGACCCGGUACAGACAGUCGAGCUGCUCGCUCUCGUCUCCAGAUCCCCUGUCUUGUGCCACCAGCGAGUCUCUGGAAUUGAAGGGUUCCUCUCCUCCAUCUGAUCAGAGCACACCAACCGGCAACAGCAGACUCACCAACAGCAACAAUCUCACCAGCAACAACAGCACACAUUUCGCGGACACAGACGAGACCAAUGUCUCGUCCGAGACCGAGGAAGGAGCACAGACCACCACCACCACACGUACGCAGAAGCAAGAAUCUGUGGCGAGCUCGACUACAACACCUAACGACGGUCAAACUCCACAGAUAUUCCCAUGGAUGAGGAAGCUGCACAUUAGCCAUGAUAUGACUGGACCUGAUGGAAAACGGGCUCGAACAGCUUACACUCGCUACCAGACCCUCGAGCUGGAGAAAGAGUUUCAUUUCAAUAGAUAUCUCACCCGCAGGAGGAGAAUAGAGAUAGCUCACGCUCUCUGCCUCUCAGAGAGGCAAAUCAAAAUCUGGUUCCAAAAUCGCAGGAUGAAAUGGAAGAAGGACAAUAAACUGAAAAGCAUGAGUCUCGCUACGGCGGGGAGCGCGUUUCAAAAUUGAUCAAAUCACAACACGAUAAUUGGAAAAUUCGACUACUGUUACAGCGCUGCACCUUUCAGCUUGUUGAUCUCACCUGACGACGUGUGAUUCCCCCCCGUGCAACUCGAAAUUGUCAGCUUUUGAAUAUUGUUAUCACAUAUGCUAAACUAGUUACAAAUGCCAUAAAAUGAGUGUGAAUGUCAAGUGUGUCAAGUUUAUACAUUCGUGGAGGAAAGCAUGUUCCAUGUGAGCUAUUCGUGCAACGUAUUCUAGACCUGUUACAAGAAUUAUGUACAGUACAACUCGCACUACCUAACUAUCUUCAGUGAUAGUGUAAAAAAAGAGAAACUUUUGUUGUAUCCUUGAACUUGUAUUGAAACGUCAUGUAUUAUUCACGCAACAUGCUAUAUUCUUGUUAUGUGCCGGGCUUUUUUGAUUUCUCGUAGAUGAUACCUGCGAGAAAAAUAAUCUUUUCGCACUUACAUUUGUGUACUUAGGCUGCAGCACAAGAUUACUUUGGGCUCGUAAGAUGUCCUAUGAAGAAUGUCUUUAUACAGUAGUGACCAAUAUGUUAUUUGUAGUGCACAACGUGAGUUAUGGACGUUCUGUGUUAAAAGUUGGAGAAAAAUGUUUUGUCAUUGACAUAUUGAUGGUAUCUCUGCCAUUUUUUGUAUUUGUGUCUAAACUGAAAAUGA
Messenger RNA from Labeo rohita (rohu), 1833 nucleotides. RefSeq names its product homeobox B5b (gene hoxb5b). Bases 329 to 1159 code for a protein of 276 amino acids. Gene Ontology annotation, cellular component: nucleus. The record is from RefSeq and is a predicted model, not a curated record. Gene Ontology annotation, molecular function: RNA polymerase II cis-regulatory region sequence-specific DNA binding; DNA-binding transcription factor activity, RNA polymerase II-specific. The transcript has 2 exons. NCBI's taxonomy places the organism in Eukaryota, Metazoa, Chordata, Actinopteri, Cypriniformes, Cyprinidae. Gene Ontology annotation, biological process: regulation of transcription by RNA polymerase II; anterior/posterior pattern specification.